This is a messenger RNA of Aureobasidium pullulans EXF-150, 1500 nucleotides long. RefSeq lists its product as uncharacterized. The record is from RefSeq and is a predicted model, not a curated record. NCBI's taxonomy places the organism in Eukaryota, Fungi, Ascomycota, Dothideomycetes, Dothideales, Saccotheciaceae. The coding region runs from base 10 to 1446 and encodes 478 amino acids. The transcript is spliced from 3 exons.
ACUCGCUUGAUGCCGCUCCUGAAAGUCCAUCAAUCUUCCCGCCGCCAUGCCACCUGCACUCAGAUCGCGCCUGCCGACCAUGGCCAACUUGAUCAAGUGGAAGUGUACCAGCAUCAGCUCAGCUUGGUCUCCCCUGUGGAUACACUCCGCUAUAUUCUUCUAAACGACAUGCGUCCGUUACUCCACCAGAUGAAUAUGCGCGCUAUUGUAAAAGAAGCCGUUCCGCCACCCAAUCCUGCUGUUUCCUUUCCUAUCAAUGGUCAAAUGCUUGAUCCAAAUGAGUUUCGCCGACUCAUGGCUAUCAAGGGAUUUACAAAAUUUCACCGCAAACUCAUGAAGGAACAAAUGCUUAGAUGUCAGAAUCCUCAGGAUAUCAUGCGUGUCGUUGCUGUAGCUUUACAGCGCAAGGACACAAGUCUGGAACUCGCCGCCAUGGACCUUUGUCUAGUACGAGCCUUUUACCGAUCAAGAGAGACCACCACCGAUCAUAAGAUCUUCGGUGCCAUUAACACUGUCAUCUCACGUUUCAGACGCGAGGGCUUACCCAUCACGCGCUACUUCUUGGCCAUCGGUAUCAAGUUCGCUGCUCGAUCACGUAGCUUACCUGGUAUGAAGCGAUACCUGAAGCUAUAUCGAGAGUUGGGCUUCAUCAUGCCACGAAAUUUGUUCCGAGCCAUCAUCGCCAAGUUCAGUGUUGGGAACAAUGGAUAUGGCGAAAUUCGCAAUGGAAGAUGGUCACGCCGUGAUCUGCUUCAAGUUCUUCUUGGAUUUGACGACACUCCUCCAGGCGAAGAACACCAUCUAGGUUUGUUCCUCGACAGAAGUGAGUGGACUCAAUUGCAUGGAUGGAUGGUUGUUCUGUCCCGCUGCAAGGCAACAGAUGAACUGUGGAAGGAGUGGUUGCUGUGGCUAGCGAAUCCCAUCCGUUCGAAGUCGGGAAGACCAGAGUCUGCAAAUGCAGAAUCUAAGCUCAGGGGCGAUUAUCGGUAUAUCGAGGCGAUGGCCGAAGCAGGAGAUACCGCCCGAGCCUGGACGAUGCUUCGCGAUAGUGAAAUAUCAUUCAAGGCUUGUCGUACUAAUGUGAGGCGAUUGCUGCUUCGUGAUCUGGAGCAUGCAACUCUCUGGGAUGACCAGAUACCGCUUGAUCUGCUCGAACAGUACGACGCCGAACUGACAAAGAUAGAGAGAGCCUUGGGCGUAGAGUGGAUCAGCAUGAGUGAAGAUCAAGGCUACCAUAAGCCUACAGACUCCAUGCAACAAUCCCUUGAAGCUCUUUCGUCACCUUUCUUCAAACUCGAGCCCGACUAUGGGUUUCCCUACGAUGGCACUCCAGAGGAGAUCAAGGCACGCCAUGAGCAGAUGAUGUUACACGUUGAAGACAUGGCGAUGUACAUGCCGAAAACAAUGCGCAAAACCACCAUGAGUGAAUACGAUACAAUGUCCUAAUGAUACAACACGACAUACCACAUAGCAUAGCAUAGCGUAGCAUGAUACCCAAGC